AUGAUCAUAACUAUCCUCCUCAGUCUUCUCGCCUUCCUAACCUUCUCGCCAUCCACAACCGCUCUCACCGUCCAUCGAAGCGGCGAUACUCUUCCCUAUGCCCUAACACCAUGGCAAUUCAAAGGCGAGAUCGACGGAAACUACUUUGAAUACAACGGUACCAUCGAGCAAGCCUUCGCCGCCUACGCAGCCCUCCACCCCUCCUUCAACCUCACGGCCUACCUGGACACUCCUCACACCGAAUCCGCUCACCUUUCUAACACCACUACCCUGAGCCGGCGCAACAAAGACGGCAGAAGCUGCUGCAGAAACAACGCGCAGGGUUGGAAAUACGCCAGCACUGACCGCAUCCAGGAGGGCAUCAGAUAUCUCCAACGAUUCGAUAUCUGCGACGUCGGUCCGCGGACGUGCAAUCAGAUCUCGUGCUCGUACGACUCGGCCAUCAUCUUGUGCAAUGAUAAUAAUUACGGCAUAAGACCGAAUUGCAGGUACAUCGCUAGUUAUGCCACGGAUCUCGUCACUUGGUGUAAUUGGGAAAUGUUUACUCAGGUUUGUGGCCAGGAGUUCGAUACGGAUCACUAUAAUGUUGUGGUGAGGAAGCCGGAUAGACAUUGUUAG
Glarea lozoyensis ATCC 20868 is the source of this 618-nucleotide messenger RNA. RefSeq lists its product as uncharacterized. The record is from RefSeq and is a predicted model, not a curated record. The transcript is spliced from 3 exons. NCBI's taxonomy places the organism in Eukaryota, Fungi, Ascomycota, Leotiomycetes, Helotiales, Helotiaceae. The coding region runs from base 1 to 618 and encodes 205 amino acids.